UGGCUGAAGCGAUUGGACUGCCACUGUUACUCUCCCGACACUUUCUGUGGAAUUUGAAAUAUUUUUUUGGUCGUGAGACAUAGGUGACGGCAUCAGUAACUGGGGGGCAUCUUCUGGGUCGCAGCGGUGAUCACAGGGAGCUCAGCGAUGAAUAAGCUACGGCAGAGCUUCCGCCGGAAGAAAGACGUCUACGUGCCGGAGUCGAGUCGGCCGCACCAGUGGCAGACAGACGAAGAGGCGGUCCGCAGCGGCAAAUGCAGCUUUGCAGUCAAGUACCUGGGACACGUGGAGGUGGAGGAGUCUCGAGGCAUGCACAUCUGCGAGGAUGCUGUAAAGCGCCUGAAGACGGACAGGAAAUUCUUCAAAGGAUUCUUUGCAAAAGCUGGGAAGAAGCCAGUGCGAGCUGUGUUAUGGGUGUCGGCAGACGGUCUUCGAGUUGUAGACGACAAAACAAAGGACCUGAUUCUGGACCAGACAAUAGAGAAGGUGUCAUUCUGCGCUCCGGACCGAAACUUUGAGAGGGCGUUUUCUUACAUCUGCAGGGACGGGACUACACGUCGCUGGAUCUGCCAUUGUUUCAUGGCCAUCAAAGACUCAGGAGAGCGUCUCAGUCACGCCGUGGGUUGUGCAUUCGCCGCUUGUCUGGAGCGAAAACAGAAACGUGAGAAGGAGUGCGGGGUCACGGCGACCUUCGACGCCAACAGAACCACGUUCACCCGCGAGGGCUCAUUUCGUGUCACUACGGCAACAGAGGCGGCAGAGCGGGAGGAAGUCAUGAGGCAGCUACAGGAUGCUAAAAAAGCUGAAAUAGAUGUAAAGAUUGUCGGGAACUCGGCCACCAGUGUGACAAACCCUUCAGCCCACCAGACAGGAGGCUCCCCGUCCCCCUCGUCUUCCCCUCCGCUCUCUAUGUCCGGCCUGGGGCCUCAGGUGAUACCUCGCAGACACGCACCGGCCGAGGCUCUCGCCAGGCAGGGCUCCUUCAGAGGUUUCCCUGUGCUCAGUCAGAAGACUUCUCCCUUCAAACGACAGCUGUCGCUGCGCAUGAACGAGCUGCCCUCCACCAUGCAGCGCAAGUCUGACUUCCCCAUGAAGAACACGGUCCCUGAGGUAGAAGGAGAGGGUGACAGCAUAAGUUCGCUGUGUACUCAGAUCACUUCAGCAUUCAGCGGACCCCCAGAGGACCCUUUCUCCUCAGCACCAAUGCCCAAACCAGCUUCAUCCCCACAGUCUCCUGUGGCACCAGUGAACGGUACAGCUCCCGCCUUCUCUGUUGCUGCUGUUGCUGCUACUGCUAACCCCCAAGUACAGAACUCAGUUCUGCCUCCUGCUCUACCUGCUCGAGACACUAACCCCUGGGCUAAGACCCCUGCAGGGGCCCCGGUCCCAGGACAGCCAGCAGGAGGUGACUGGUCUUCUCCUACUCCGGUGAUUGUAGUCCCCCCAACAUCUUCUCCAGUUCUGCCCUCUCACAAACGCACUCCUUCAGAAGCAGACCGGUGGUUAGAAGAAGUUUCCAAGUCUGUCCGAGUCCCGCAGCCUAAUCCGAUCAUGGCAGGGGCCUCGCCACCUACCCAGGCGUUCACUGCUCCUGUGCCGAUGCCUGUGGCGCCUCCUCCCCCGGUGGCCUUUGUCUCCUCUCUGCCCUCCGCGGUGCCCAUGUUGCCCCCUCGUCAGCCUGCUUUCCACGCUCAGGCUCCACCCUCCUACCCGAUGUCCAACGGGCUGCCGUUCCCUCAGCCCAGCGUGCCUGUGGUCGGCAUCACUCCUUCGCAGAUGGUGGCUAAUGUGUUCGGCUCGGCCACGCAACCCCAGCCGUUCCCCGUCCCCGUCUCCACGACUCCCCUGCACGAAGUCCAGGCUGUCGGUAACAUCAGCCCGUUCAUCAAGCCCCCGCAGCCCGUCGCAGUGAUCCCUGCUGCCCUCCAGCCAUCCAAUGGCAGUGUGACCUUUAACGGAGCAGACAGCUGGGCCGCUCCUUCCCAACUUGCUCCAUCCUCUCCGGCCACACAGCCUCCAACGCAGCAGCAGGAAGAUGCCUUUGAGGCCCAGUGGGCAGCUUUGGAGGGCCGCUCACGCCAGCGCACCACACCCUCCCCAACAAAUCCUUUCUCUACCGAGCUGCACAAGACCUUUGAGAUUCAGCUCUGAAGACUGUAUGAGAGAUUAGAAACUACCGGACAACAUGGAGGCCACUUUAGUUGAUUGAGCAGGUGGGUGAUUGACUACAGUAGAGAGGGGAAUGUCCUCCUGCCUCCCUCCCUCUCUGUUUCAGUGGAUAAGCUCAGCAGUGCUGAAAAGAACUGGGAGACAGGCGAGAGCAGCAGGUGAAUCAACAGGGAGCAGAACUCUGCACAGCAGUGAGGGGAGAGGAAAAAAACAAAACAAGGGUGCAGCUCCCCGGGCAUUUCAUUAGCAUCGUCUGUAUUGUUUUGUUUGUGCUGUGGAGCGCACGGUCGUCAUUACCUUGUGUGAAUAUCUGUGCCGAGCUACAUCCAGCCCCCUGUCAGGCCCUGCUACCCACCCAGGGCAGCUCCCGUUCCCAUGACCCCCCCCCCUUUGCUCGGUCCAGAGCGCCCCCUGUUGACAGGACAAGACCUCCCUCACCUGGCAGAGGAACUGCAGCACUGAGAGAACUCAGCUUCCCGAUGAGAAGCUCUCCUUAAUAACUUCCCAAUCAGAAGAAUAGAGUGAGACAAUGCCAAAAUCUUUAUUUUUAUGCAUUAAGUAUAUUUUAAAUAGCUUUGGAAUCUAACAGAAGAGUUGUAAGUAAUCUUGCCAAAGGCAGAUGCUAGCUACAAUGAGACAAGUUUAUGUGCGUGUAUACAUGAAAUGACCGUAUAUAUUAUACAUAAAUAUAUAUAUAUAUAUAUAUAUCUAUAAAGAAUCUAUACUGUACACACAGCUCACAGCAGUGCUAAUUUUUAAUGUGAUGUAAAGAGAUUUGUGAAGGGACAGCUGCUUUACUUUUGUGGGGUUUGUUUGUUUUAUUUUUGAAGAAAAAUCUCUUUAUUGUCGUCUAUUAUUGCAUCCUGUGAUUGGAUGUGAAGCAUCUCACUGUAAAUAGGGUAUCAUUGCAGCAACAAUCAACGUGGACCUAGCGAUGGUGGUGGUGCCCAACUGGUUGCCUCUCAGACCUGUGCUCAGUUUUUAAUAGUUUAGUACACAUCAGUACUUAACAUUUUACUUUCUUCUGUCUUCAUUGUCAUUCUUUUUUUGUGUGGUAACGAUCUUGUUUUUUUUUGUUUUUUUUAAUUUAACACAAUAGGAUGUGUCAUCUCCUGUUUCUCCACCUCUUGUAUUAUUAUUAUUUUUUAAGUAGUUGAUUUCUAAAUUUUUAUUUUGCACAAGCACUAAAGUGUAGAUGAUUUGACCUCACAGGUGACUUUGAUCAACAUGGGUUAGUCAGUUGUGGUGCUGCAGUAGCUGCCGAAGGCCCUGCUGACCUGCCCUGACCUCCGUUAGCCUGCUGUGGUUCCGACGGUCAGCAGAAAACUACAGGGAGAUAAAACGGUUUCAUCUCUCACUGUCUGAUUUCUCUCUGUCAUGUUUUUAUUUUUUUAAAUCAAACCUGUGAAUAUGAUCUAUUCUCUGAUCUAUUUUUCCAUUUUGUAAUUAUUUCAUUACUUUAUUCCACUUCUUUGGAGAAAUAUUGAAGCUAAAAGAUUGAAUAAAUUGAUGGUGGUAGA
Scomber scombrus (Atlantic mackerel) is the source of this 3689-nucleotide messenger RNA. It is a transcript of the gene numb, whose product is annotated as NUMB endocytic adaptor protein. The coding region runs from base 148 to 2151 and encodes 667 amino acids. Gene Ontology annotation, molecular function: cadherin binding. The record is from RefSeq and is a predicted model, not a curated record. The transcript is spliced from 11 exons. Lineage: Eukaryota; Metazoa; Chordata; Actinopteri; Scombriformes; Scombridae.